This is a messenger RNA of Salvelinus namaycush (lake trout), 1835 nucleotides long. RefSeq names its product WSC domain-containing protein 1-like. The coding region runs from base 1 to 1749 and encodes 582 amino acids. Lineage: Eukaryota; Metazoa; Chordata; Actinopteri; Salmoniformes; Salmonidae. The record is from RefSeq and is a predicted model, not a curated record. The transcript has 8 exons.
AUGGCCACGCCCCUCUACAGGCUGCGUUGCUUCCUGCGGCGAGCUCAGAUGCUCCUCCUCUUCCUGGGGAUUGCCUACCUGAUGGCAGGGAGCAUCCUGCUGCUGCAGCGCUCCAGCCUGACCCUAAAGACCGCUCAGCCACCAGGCGACGCCAGUCUCCCUUCUCUCGUGGCACUGCCAGCACCUCCCACAGCUGUGAGGGCCUCCCCCGGCCUGGGCCUGAGGGCACGCUCCAGAUGGGCAGCCACCCAGGGUGUGUUGGGUGGUGGAGGGGGCAUCAAGACGGGGCGACACUGGCCCACGUCCCGACACUUGGGGGUCCAACACCUGCACCACCGCUGGUUCCACGGUCUCAUGCCAGACACGCAGGAGCAGAGAGGUCCUCUACAACGCAAUAAAAGGCACAAAGGGACCUACAUGGGCUGCUUCAUGCAUGAUGCCAAUGAACGAGCCCUGGGGGGAACCAUGCUGUAUGAUCUGCGCAAAAUGACCAGCUCUCUGUGUCAAGACACCUGCUCAGAAAGUGGUUACCGGUUCGCAGGUCUGGAGUAUGGAGCAGAGUGUCACUGUGGUAACCGCAUCAGCAGCCCGCGGGCCCAGGAGGAGGACUGUAGCCUGGGCUGCAGAGGGGAGAGGGGGAAGAGGGGAGCACCCUGUGGUGGCGUGGGGCGCCUCUCCAUCUACAAGGUGGAGGAACAGCUCCCAGGACAGAGGAAAUUCAGAAACGUCCGCUACAGUGGCUGCUUCAAGUUGCCCAAAAACAACACUAUCGUCUUCCCUGUCUACUCCCUCCAGUCAAACUCCACGUCACAGUCCUGCAUCGAGACCUGCACAGAUAAGGAGCUCCCACUGGCUGUGUUGAGGAACCCACACUGUUACUGUGCCUGGGCCUCGUCUCUGUUUAGACUGAACCAACGUCUGCCACCAGACCAGCCAUGUCUGGAGACCAACGGCACAGCACACACUGUUGCCUCCACAUCCCGGUCGGACCAAUACUACUACCAGGUCUACCAGACACCUGUGCUUGACUCCAGGUGCAAAGAGAGGACGUUUCUACCUGAGAGGUCCACCUCCCUGGUGGCUCUCUCCAGCUUCCCCGGAGCUGGCAACACCUGGGUACGCCACCUGAUCGAGCUCGUGACAGGCUACUACACUGGCAGCUUCUACUUCGAUGGCACGCUUUACAACAGAGGUUUCAAAGGGGAGAAGGACUACUGGAAGAGUGGGCGUAGCAUCUGUGUGAAGACCCAUGAGAGUGGGCAGAGAGAGAUCGAGAUGUUUGACUCUGCCAUCUUACUGAUCCGAAACCCCUACCGUUCCCUCAUGGCAGAGUUCAACAGGAAGUGUGCCGGACACCUUGGCUACGCCACAGACAAACAGUGGAGGAGCAAAGAGUGGCCAGAGUUUGUUGACAGCUAUGCCCCCUGGUGGGCGUCCCACGCUCUGAGCUGGCUGCAGUUUGGCCGUCGCCUGUUGGUGGUGCACUACGAGGACCUGCAGAGGGCGCUCUUUCCCCAGCUCCACCUCCUCACCUCCUUCCUCAACGCCACCAUAACGGAGGAGAGGCUGAUGUGUGCCCAGAGCAACCAGGACGGUCACUUCAAACGCUCUGGUAGGGCCCAGCGGCCCUCCUUCGACCCCUUCACAGCGGAGUUGAGGAGCACCAUUGACUCCUACAUCCACACAGUGGACCAGGCCCUGAGGGACAGGAACUACAGCGGCCUGCCGCACGACUACAUACCCAGAUGAUCCUCCUCAGCUGAUCCACACUGGAGUCCAAAAGGACACGUCAACAAAUAAAGGGGAGGGGGAAGGUGUAAUCUCUGCCACCACUC